Babesia microti strain RI is the source of this 792-nucleotide messenger RNA. RefSeq names its product Zinc finger protein 541. NCBI's taxonomy places the organism in Eukaryota, Apicomplexa, Aconoidasida, Piroplasmida, Babesiidae. Gene Ontology annotation, molecular function: RNA polymerase II cis-regulatory region sequence-specific DNA binding; DNA-binding transcription factor activity, RNA polymerase II-specific. The record is from RefSeq and is a predicted model, not a curated record. The transcript has 3 exons. Gene Ontology annotation, biological process: regulation of DNA-templated transcription. Bases 1 to 792 code for a protein of 263 amino acids.
AUGAUAACAACAGAAAAUCCCUAUAAAAGUUCAAAAAAUAUAGAUUACAUAAUUAAAAAUGACUUGAACCAAUUUUGUGAUGGCGUUACCAGUGAUAAUGAUGACAAUGAACUAAGGAAGCACAGCCAUGUUUGCUCUAUAUGUUCUAGGCGGUUUUCAAAACUUUCCCAUCUAAAUAGGCAUAAAUUUUCCCACACUAAGGAAAAACAUUUUCGCUGCAACUAUUGUGACAAAAGUUAUUCCCGAAAUGAUCAUUUGCAGAGACAUCUAAUUACUCAUGGAUUGAAUUCCAAACCAUAUAUUUGUCCUUUUGAGGGAUGCAAUUUGACAUUUUAUGAUUCUUCUAAAUUUAGGAAACACUACCCGGUUCAUAACAAGUUAGAAGAUAAUUGUAUAAUAUUUGGCCAAAAAGUACAAAUUACAAAGGUUAACGAUAAAAACAUGUUAAAUUGUCCAAUUACUGGAUGUAAAAUGCUUACAAAGACAGUGCAUGGAAUGAGAAGACACAUUUUCUCCCAUGGCAAUAAGAGGGAAAGGGUGGGGAUUAGUAAUAAUAUUAUCGAAGAUCAGGAGGAGGGAUGUUCUAAACAAAGCGACAUUGUAAAGAGGGUUUACAUCUGUGGAUAUGGGGGAUGCAAUUACUCUUACAGCAGGAAAAGUAAUGCCAUAGCUCAUAUUAAUGUUUGUCACAAGAACUUAAAAUUCACUUGUGACAAAUGCCACCUAGCCUAUAAAUGGAAACGGAGUUUGAAUAAGCACAAGUGCAAGGAAACACUUGAAAACAUCGAAUGA